AUGUAGAAAUAAUUAGCUAAAAAGAAGUAUAUUCCAUUGAUUGUACAGAAGUUUACUCCUAUUAAAGAAAUAGAAGCUAAUGUAAUUCCUACUGGUUUUACAAUAGAUGAAUGUACAUCAUUUAGUAUAUACUUAAAGGAUAUUAACAAUAUCAUAGAGAAUACUACAAAGCAAUAGGAUGAAAAGAUAGUUUUGAGAGAUGAAAGUGUUUAAAAAGUGUAUGAGAUUCAUAGAUAGAUAUUAUAAUACGUGAAUGACUUUUUAUAAAUAUUCAUUGAGUAAUUUAAUCAAAAAUUUUCAAUGUUUUUUGUGAAUUUUAAUUCAGAUAUACCUUUGCAUCUUUUAGAUUUUAAUGGAUCAGAUACUUUUACUUUAGUGAUGAAAACAUAGAAUAAGCCUUUAAUGCAAAACGGAAUAAUUUUUUGGAAAUCUAUGAUUACAAAUUUAUAACAAGUACUAUAAAAGUAUAAAAUAGCUACAUUAUCAAGCAUAUAUUUCGGUAAUAUAUGUGUUAGCUUUUAUGAAAAUGAAGAAAAUUAAUUUGAUUAUUACUUUUUUGGGUCUGCAAUAAAUGGAUCUAUUAGAGGAUGCAAAUUAAGUAAAGCACUGGACUUGCAAUUAAAUCUCCUUUUGCAUUAAGAUUUCGCUAUCAAUUUUGAGCAUAAAACAAAUCUUAUGAAAUAUAUGUUGAAAAAGAAAGACUCUUCAAAUGUUAAAAUUACUGAUGCUACUAUUCUGAGUUCUUUUUAUAUAGUGCCCUACUCGUCAAUAAAAGAUAACAAGAGUACUUAAUUCUCAUGUGAUUAAUAAUACAUACAAUCUAUAUAAUCUGCUGAUAUAAAUGAUGGAGACUAAGAGAAAAUUAUGAAAAAAGUAAAGAUUCUAACUGAAAAUCAAGAAGGCUUUGAGGCAGUUAGCUUUAUAAAAUUGGUUUUUUCAAUUUAGCCAGAACACUUACACUCUAAUAGUUUUGACAAUAACAUUAGUUAAAGUAAGUUAAGCUCAACUAAGAAAGAGCCAAUUUAAAACACAGAGAAGCAUUACAGAAAAAGUUGCUUAGAAGGAAUUAAUUGGGAUAUUGAGAGAAGAAAUGUGGCUGUUAAUUUAAAUUAAAUUAUGAACAAAAUAUAAGAAUUAGUUGAAACACUAAGCUUAUAGUAUGAUAGUGUUUUCUACUGCGCGUUUUAAAAUUUACUCACAAUUAGAUUGAUCGUAAGAAAUAAAAUUGAUUAUUAUUCAAGAGCUGCUUUAUUCGUUAGUGUUUUAUAGCAAUUGUAGAUUUAAAAUAUAAAAAAAUUGAGAGCUUCUUCUUAGUUAGCUUUUUUUUAUACUAUAUUUUUUCAUUAAUUCCCCUCACAAGAAUAGCAGAGUAAUUCUAAAGAUUUGCUUUUUACUUCUUUUUCAAAUCAUAGUCUGAGAGACAAAAAAGUUUAAUAUAUUUCGAAAUAAGAAGGUGUAGUGCAGUAUAAUUUAGAUAUAGUUAACUAAUACUUUCGUGAAAACCCAAAUAACUAGCUUUCCUUUAAAACUCAUUGGAAUCCUAUUUUGAAUCACACUUAAUGCUACUAAAAUGCUUCGAUUUUUUUAGAAAAAAGAAGUACAAUUAUUAUUAAAUUAAAAGAGUAUUUGAAUUAGCCAAUCAACACUUCAAAUGGUUAUCAAAAUCAAAUGAUUUUGAUUGAAGGUGAUUUUGGAUCUGGAAAAAGUAGUUUUAUGCAACUUUUAAGCAAUGAUAUAGCUAAUUCAUUCAAAAUAGGACAGUGUGUAGUAUUUACAAAGUCUUUAAGAGGAAGUCUAAUGAAUGAAAUAAAAUAAAGAAAUGCUCCGCCAAGCCAAGUAGUGAUCAGAUAACCUUAAAGAAGAAUCCUUCUUAAUACUUUUAACGAUAUUUUAAUUAUGCAAUGCUAGAAAUAUAUAUAAAAAUUAGAAGAAUCAUAUUUACAAUUACAAAAUUAAGAUUAUAAAUAGUAAAUUGCUUAAUAGAUUAAUCAAACGCUUAUUUUAUAAACAUUUUUAACAAGAGACACAUCUAAAAUGUAAUUAAAAUCGCUCGUUCUUCAAAAUGCUUCCUUGAAUUUAGGAGAUUUAUAGCAAGAACAAAAAUUAUUGUAUCAAGAAAAUAUGCAGAAUGAGAUAAUUUAAAUAAUUUUUGCUAUGCUUUAAGAAUAUCUGUUGAGUUUGAAUACUAAACUAAUUAUUUUUAUGAUAGAUGAUCUCUAAUAUUAAGAUAAAUGGUCUUGGAGUAUAUUGCAGAAAAUUUAAUCAAGCAUUUAGAAUAGUUAUAAAAUAAUAAUUAUUGGAACUUUUAGGUUCCAUUUACCAACUGAGAUCAAUGAAGAUAUAGCUACUUAUACAUAAUUAGAACCUUAAAUAAUCCCAAUGAUAAGAACAAGCUAACAGCUCUACAAAAAUAACGAGUUUCUUAAUUAGUAAAUAAAUAAACUUACUACUCAAAAUAAUUCAAUAAGAUUAAAUAUUAACCAAAUUGGGUUCUAAGAAUAGAAGAAGCUUGUUAUUUCUGCUAUCGAAAACUUUUAUACUGUUAAGAUAGAUGAAAAUGAAUCAAAAAAGGCCUUAGACUUCAUUUUAAUUUACUUAUUUAGAAGAUAUUAGUGCAAUACUCCUCAAAAAAUAUUGUUAUUACUUCACACCAUGUGUAAAUGUGCUUUAAUAAUUGUUUUUUAAACAAAUUAAAAUUAAGAUUAAAGCUACGAAAAGAAGAGAAUUUCUUAAAUGAGCGAGUCACUCAAGUCGAAUAAAUAGCAAGAUAACAAUUUAGAUUAAAUACUUUAAAAUUAGCCUUCAAGCAAUAAUAUUAAAGAGGCAAAUGAUCCAAAGAUAUAAGUAGCAGCAUUUGAAAUAAAUGAAAAUUUUUAAAAUUUAGAAGACAACAUAUUUGAAAGUCCUUUUGAUUGCCCUUUAUAUUUCAUGAAUUUAAAUAAUUCAAUUUUUUUUAAUUUGUUAUUUGAAAGACAAAGUUAAAUGAUUCUAUUACCCAAAUAGAAAUAUUUUAGUAAUCAAGUUAAUUAAUCAUAAAUUAGCUUGAACGAAGACUUCUCAGUAAGCAGUUCAUAAAACUAUUUAAAAGACUCAAAGGAAGUUUCACUGAAAAAUAGAAGUAAUUUAAUUUGGUUAGUCUUAUCACUGCAAGGAUAAAAACUUAACUAUGAAAAAUUAAGAUUCUUCUUACAAAAUUAUUUCUAUCUGCCUGAAGAGUAAAUUACAGAAACCAUUACUGAAAUGUAUUUGUUUAGGUUGAUUUGUUUAUAGUCUAACGAAAAUGAAGGAUAGAACUAAAAUUAAACUAACUAAUAACGAAAAAAGAAAUCACUAAACUCCAGUUUUAUAUCCUAACAAAACUCUUAGAACUUUGUUAAUAUAGAAGAAAACAAAUUAAAUUUAUCUCAUUUGGAAAAAUAAAAGCAAAACAAAACGCUUCAAUUUUAUUGGAAUGAUAACCUUUUUUUCCUUCUUAAAUAGUCAUUAAAGUAUAAAUUAAGCUUAAGGUUAAAGCUGCUACUUCAUAAAUCUUAUUUUGAUUGCAUGAGUGAGCUACUUUAGAAAUUGUAUCAAAAUGGAGCUACAAACACCUUAGAUUUCGCAGAAUUAUAUAUGGAGCUAAUACAUCACAAUUCACAGUAUUAGCCAGAAAAGAAUGACACACUACUUAAAAAAAUAUCUCCUUAAAUCACAUACUUAUUUAGAAAGAGAAUUUAUUACCAAGGCUAGGUUUAAAAAUUUUCUUCUACAAUUCAAGGAAUGGCUAAAUGCUAAAUAAAAAUGAACUCACAAAUGCUGUAUAUUUACAAAGAAGACCAAAGAGAUUAAUUUGAUUAAUUCGAGAAUUAUUCACCAGAAAAGAAGGAUUUAGACACUUCUUCUGUGAACAAAGAUAAAACUUAAACAAAAUUUUAAGACACAAUAAAUUAAAUCAAAGCUGAUUUGAUGCUCUCAACUGCUAGAUUCUAAAAUAUUAGAUCAAUAUGGUCAAUAAGCAAAUACGAUUAUACUUAUGAGCUCAUACCUGAAAAGCUAAUGAUAAAAAUUUACGUUUACCACAUGACAAAGCAUUAAUCUAUAGGAGACAAAAAAACGUAAAACAAAGCUUUAGCAUUAACUUUCCCAUCCUAACAGGCAUACAACACCUUUUAUACAGCCCUAAUCUACUUGUAAGCUGAGCCAUAUAAUCCAAAUUUUUCAUUCGAAAAGAGAGAUAAUUACUAAAAUUAUGUUUAUUCAAUAAGAUACCCAUUACUAAAGUCGCUUUCUGUGAUCUAUGAUCCUCUACAAAAAACAGAUUUGAUAAACUAAAUUCCUUACUCUUAAUUAUCUGAUAGUGCUUAAUCUUUGUAUUAUAUAUUUAGAAAGUAAGACUACAUCAAAAAGCACUAAUCUAUAAAUAAAAUUAAAAACCUUAUAUAUUCUUUGAUUCCCAAAGGAUUGCUUGCUUUAUAAAUUUAGUCUAUUCAGUCACCAAGGAAAAGUGUAAAUCACAUAGCAAUAUCUCCAUAAAAAUCUCCUAAUGUUUCAUAAAAUAAAAUCAACGUCGAUGAGUUUUAAUAAAAAAUUUUUGAAGAGCAAGUAAAAAAUUAGUUGAUAAAUUCAAAUAUCAAAUAAAAAAAUAUUUCUAAAGAUAAUUCUUUAAUUAUUGAAAAACUUAAUUAAAGUCAUUCAAUUGACUAAAAUUUAGAACCUUUAGAUGCUGAUAGAGAUAGAGGGGUUGUAACACAUUAAAAAUCUCCAUAAACUAAAUAAUUUAUGAAAUAACCAACUCUAUCAUAUGAAGACUAAUUUGUUGGUUAAAGCCAGCAAGAAAAGCUAUUUGAAUUAAAAGUUUUAAAUGAAAAUUAACCAGAAACUGGUAAAUUUAACACUUUGGAAGGAAUAAAUCAUGUCUAAGAUGAUUUCAAUAGUUAGGCUAAAUAAAUAUUGAUUAUAAAUAACUUUGAUUAAACAGGGACUUUUAGAAAAUAAUCUCAAGAUAACAAUUAAGUAGAUUAAAAAAGCAGCAGUUAAUAAACUAAAAAUAUGAAUAUUUCUCAGUCAAAUAUGAAAUAGCUUCACAUUAUCUAGGAAGAAGAUUUAAAAUAAGGAGUAAGAAGUAGUACUAAACUUUCUCAUAAAAAUAAUAGUAUAAACAUAAAUCAUGACUAAUCAUCUAUAUAUUAAUAAUAAUUGGAUAAUGAAAUUUUCGAACAAAUAGAGUCAGAAAGAACUUAAUAUUAGUAACUCUUAUAUCAAGAACAAGUGGAAUAAUUUAACAGAAAUCAUUAAAAUAUAGAGAAUUAGUAUAACUAAUUUGCUUAAUAAAAUAACCAUUAUAACAGCAAUUCAUACAAUGGCAAUAUAUAAAACAACCAAAUUCCUUUUAAUAAUAAUUUGAUAACUCAUCAGAAAGCUAUGAAUCAGCUAAAUGUUACAAAUUAAGGAAUUAUAACUCCUAUGAAUUAUUCUGAUAUCAAAACCAAUUAAAAGUCAUCAGGACUUUAUCAUCCAUAGGCAAUAACUUAAAACUAGUAAAUAGACUUAAGAUAAAUUCCUUUACAAAUGUCAGUAACAGCAAAUAACGAAUCAGCAUACAAUAUAAUCCAAGAUAUAGAAGAUGAAGAAAACCCCUUUUAAACUGGUAAUGGCAUUAAAACCCUAUAACUUUAACUUUCUACAAUUCAAUCAGCAACAAAAAGUAGAUCACCUUCUCCAUUUUAAAGAAAUUCCUAGCUAAAGGUUAACUAACCUCUAAGUUACUAUUCAAGCUAAAAAUCUAAUACAGCAACUCCAAAUAAAGCAUCUAAUUUUAAAUGCAAAACGACUGAUUUUCAGAAUAUUUAAUAAGGUUUUAACAAUCCUCAAGAAGUUCAACACUCAAAUGGAAUUUAGUAUUAGCAAGGCUAGAAAAAUGAAUCAACUAAAUAAAAAUCUUUAAACAAUAUUAAUUUGUCCUAUUCAGAUUUAGGAAGCAAGUAACAGUACUAAAAUAAUCAAACUUAUGUUUAAUCAGCAAAUAAUCUACAAAAUUAAUUUAGUCGCGACUCACAUAAAAAUAACUCAUUUAAGCAAAAAACAUAAUAUUAGAGAAGUAACGAGUAAACGCUGAUAGAUUUAAAAUUUUAACAAGAUCUAUAAAAAAGACUGGAAUAAGUUCGUCUUAAUUAAGAUGAAUUUUAAAAAGCUUGUGAGCUCAUUGGAAAUUAACAAUAGGAUGACGUUAACUAAAAUAAUUUCUUGAAUUAUGAUUCAAAUUAAUUAGGAGAAUUACCAUUGCCUGUUUAUAAGGAAAGAUAUCAAGAAGGUAGUAAAAAUAUUGAAAUAUUUCCAAGCGAAAGAUCUGACUAAUAUUAAAUCGAAGAUGAGAUUCCAGUAGCUUAAGAAUAGAUGGGAAUUUAAGGUUAGUUACCAAGCCAAGGUUCGAAGUUAAAUAUUGCAAUUGUAGAAGAUUAAAUAAAAUCUGCCAGUAAUAAUCAAUUGUCACAUAGCUAAAAUAAUAGUAGAAUAUUAAAUUCAUAAGUUAUGCAGGAUAUUAAUUAGUAGCCGAUACUUUAUGAAAAUAAAAUUAAUAAGUAAAACGCUUCAUUAUUAAAACAAAAAAUAUUUGAUACACCACAACAAAAUAUUUCAUAAGGUAAUUUAAAUCUUAAUAACUCAUAAUUGUCAAGCAACUAAUUAUAAAUAUAGCAAAACAAAAACUCUUCAAAAUAAACAGAAAAUUAAAAAAACCACCAAAACUUACAUUAAAAUUAAAGCUCUUCUAAGAUAUAACCAAAUGAUAAUUUAGAUUAAAAAAUAACAGUCAAAUAAGUUGAUUAAAAAUUCUAAUUUGAAGAAAAAAAGUAAUUUUUAGAAUAAUAAUAAAAUACAUAAUCAAAUCAAAUAAAUUUAUCAUAAUAAAAUGAUAAAAAGCAGCAAUAGAAGCCAUAAUAAGAUAUUAACAAUAUAGUUACUGUUUAAUCACAAUAAAAGUAAAAUAUUUAAUAAAGUAAAGAAUAUUAAAAUACCAAUCAUGAAAUAAGUUAAACUCGUGAAAUAUCAUAAUCAUCAAAUAGAAUAUAGAAUGUAUAUGUAGAUGAUUAUACAUCAAAUAGAAAUUUUUAAACUCCUUCAAACUUAAAUGCCUAGUUUAUUAAAUAACCAUAGAAUUCUGUAUAACCCUAGAUGACUUCAUCUGCAUAACUUAGAGCCUAAAAACAAAACGAGAUGAUACAAAAAAAGAAAGAAAACUUAAAAAAAUAUCAGUCUCAGCAAAGUUAGCAUUCAAAUUCUUCAAAGAUUAUGAAAGAUAGUAGAGUAGAUUCAUAGUGUUAUGUUGAAAAUGAAUUCACUGAUGCAGAUUCAAGAAAUAUUUCAUAAUUCCUUUAUGAGUCUAAUUAUAUAUCUCCUAUAAAUGUGACUUAGUCAAUGGAAAUCUAUGAUUAAGAUUCUUAUAUUGGAAUUAUAAUUUAGCCCUGCUAAACACUCUAAGGAGAAAAAUUCAAUUUGAAAUAGGAUGACUGUGUGAUAUUUAAAUUUUUGAAUGAAAAAAUAUGUGAAGUUCAUUUUGAAGGUCGUAUUGGUUGUAUUUCUCGAAACAAUAUUAAAGUAGUGCAGAGGGCUUAGUAAUUUUUGAAAAAUUUAAGCAGCUAUAAUUCACAAAAGAAAAAGCAGCUAAAUGAUUCUGCAUUAAAUAAUGUUCAUAAGAUCUUAACUGAUAUAGAUAAAAAGUGA
This is a messenger RNA of Tetrahymena thermophila SB210, 7698 nucleotides long. RefSeq lists its product as hypothetical. The record is from RefSeq and is a predicted model, not a curated record. NCBI's taxonomy places the organism in Eukaryota, Ciliophora, Oligohymenophorea, Hymenostomatida, Tetrahymenidae. The transcript is spliced from 2 exons.